AUGCUGCCCAAUAGAAAGCGUGAGCGAGGCGCUGCCGGCGAGCCCGAGAGCGCUGCACCAAGCAGCACUGCUGUGAAACGAACGCCUAUGACCUCCAAAGCCUCGUCUCAUGCUUCCCCUUCUUUGCAUGGCCCGCUGCGACCACGAAUGGUUAACCUGGCAUCUGAUAGGAGCAGUGAAAAGGAGGCUUUGGCACUUCGUCCUCCAGUCGCGACUCAAGGAGCUCCUCGUGAUGUCACUGCUGUUCAAGCAGUGCGGCGGCCCCAUCACACGAACAGCACGACCACUCGUUCUGUCGCAGACUCAUCGCAAGGCGGCAUCACUAACGCUUCCCCACGCAGUAGGGACUCAGCAGCGUCGGCAUCCUCAACUGCUGCUCGUGCACCGCUGAGGCGUGGCCGGCCUCAGCAGCCGCUUCGGCCACCACUGUCGCGUUCCGCCAUGCCGAGCACGCCACGGAGGGCGAUGUUACCUUCAGGAAGAGGGCGUGGCGCUACUGGCCUUCGCUCUCACGUAGAUCAUGCUAUCACAGGCGCGACCUCCCUCUCUACGGCGGGUGCCAAGAGUGGCAACGCCGCCUCACCUUCAGACCCACCUCCCACUGAGUCUGAGAGACAGCUUUGGGCCACGUGGCGGGAAAAGCGCGAGCGGCUCGAGCGUGAGGUGCAGUCACUGGCUCAGUACUCGCAUAAGUUGACGGAGGAAACACAGGCGGUCCAAGACGCCAUCGAGGGCAUGCUCACCGAGUUCGAAGACGAGAAGAAGCGAGUCGAAGAACACCACAACGCCACGGUGGCGCGCUACCAGGGCUUCAUGAGUGCCCUGCGCGUACGCGAGGAAGCCUGUCUGUCAGCGAGGCAGCGAGCGCUGGAUCGCAUCUGCACGUCUCGAGAGACUGUGAGUCAACUGCAGCGAGAGCAGGCAGCAACGCAGGGUGCCAUCAUCUCGGCGACAGACGAGCGUGAUGGGCUGGAGCAGCAGUUGGCCAGCGCAAAUGACGCGGCGGCAGAGCGUACGAUCAGCCUUCAACAGCUGCAGCAAGAGGAGGAUCGCAUGCGGGAUGCCACCUAUGGCCUUAGCGGGGAGGUGAAGGAAUUGGUACUGGAGAUGGAGCGACUCCGAAAAGAGAAGCACCGCAUGGAUGUGGAGUCGAUGGAGACCGAGGUGGCUCGGCGGGAGCUCUACUCUCUCUGCGAGGAGCUAAAAGGCUCUAUUCGUGUCUACUGCCGUGUGAAGGGUGCUGCCCUGCCAGUAGAGCCGCAACUCCCACGUGACGACACCCUGUGCGACGAGGCGUCGGAGCCGCAAGCCAUUGGUUUGUCGAAGCCAGAGGAUAUCGGCACCCAUUUGAGUGAGAGCGCUGAAGCUACUGCCGUUGCGUCUGUCGAGAUGCCCCCUCUCUGCCGGCCACUCAGCCGCAGUGGCUCGCUAGAGUCGUCUCUCUCAGCCGCCGUGCUGGCGGUCUCGAGUAUUCCCACGACCAACACAGAGGCAAUGGUUAUGACAACAGACGCCCGGCACAAUACCCCUGGUGGUGGGUUGCGUAGCGGAAACUCCACGACGAGAUCAAGCGUGGCCACGGCAAGCAUCAUGGGGGACGGCGAGGCCGACGCAGCUGCAGAUGAAGGGGCAGCACCCGUCUUUUCCUUCCCGGAUCAGGGGGAGGGGGAUCCCCUCAGCGACGCUAACCGCAAGGCGGGUCAGGGUGGGCUCCCGCAAGUGCGUGGAGCAGCGCCGACGGGGACGACGGGCAGCACCACGACAACCCUCGCCCACGCCGUGACGCCGCUCCUCUGCACUUCGACAGCGCAGGGCGGGGAAGAAGAAGGGGGACAUUUUCUCACUGCUGCUGCUGUGGUAGGUCUGCCGUACGGUUGCGGGCGAUGCAUCACGAUCCAUCAGACGCGCUCCAACGCCACUUCGACAGGCCUCAGCAGCUUCACGGAGACCUUCACCUACGAUAAAGUUUUCACUGGCGAGGCACAACAGGCGGAAGUGUACUGCGAUGUGGAGCCACUCGUGCGCAACGCUGUUGACGGCUACCGUGUGUGCAUUUUCGCGUAUGGACAGACAGGCAGCGGCAAGACCUUUACUAUGGAGGGCGACGUGCGAGGCAGACCGGAGUUGUACGGCGUUACUCCACGCGCUCUUCAGACGGUACUACAGCGGCAAGCCGAGCUCGCCAACGAGGGCUGGAGCUACGAGCUUUCCUGCACGUUUAUUGAGAUCUACAACGAUGUCAUCCGUGACCUGUUUCAAAGUGGAUCGACAAGAUACGAGGCGGCGGUGCAGCAGCAGCAGCAGCAGGCCGCCAUGACAGCGUCCACCACCUCUUCUGCUGUGUACCACACAAUCAAGCACAGUGGGGACCGCACGUACAUCACCAACGUGGUAGAACGAAAUAUACGUAGCAUGGGGGAGUUCCUGCAGCUCUACAAGCACGCGGUGCUGCAGCGCAGCACCGCCAAGACGGGCCUUAACAAUGCCUCCUCGCGCUCGCACUGCAUCUUUACACUGCACAUUUCUGGCACAAACGGGACUAUUCGUCAACGCAGCGACGGAGUGCUUUGCCUUGUCGACCUCGCAGGCAGCGAGCGCGUCAACGACAGCGGCGUGCAGGGGAAGCAAUUCAAGGAAGCGGUGAACAUCAACCGCUCUCUGUUGGACCUCGGCAAGUGUAUCCGCGCGCUGCGCUGCGGGGCAGUGGUGCCAUGGCGUAACUGCAAGCUCACAUAUCUCCUCCAGAAUUACCUUGGCGCCAAGGGCGGAAAGAUGCUGAUGAUCGUGACGGUCUCUCAUGCAAGGGCACACGCGCUGGAGAGCUUGAACUCACUACGGUUUGCGGCUCAAGUUCAGGAAACAUACGUGGGCACGUCUGUGAAGCGCGUGACAAGCAUUUAA
Leishmania braziliensis MHOM/BR/75/M2904 is the source of this 2901-nucleotide messenger RNA. RefSeq names its product putative C-terminal motor kinesin. Gene Ontology annotation, molecular function: ATP binding; microtubule motor activity; microtubule binding. Gene Ontology annotation, biological process: microtubule-based movement. The record is from RefSeq and is a predicted model, not a curated record. NCBI's taxonomy places the organism in Eukaryota, Euglenozoa, Kinetoplastea, Trypanosomatida, Trypanosomatidae. The transcript has a single exon. The coding region runs from base 1 to 2901 and encodes 966 amino acids.